AUGGGCGGUCACGCAUUCCUCACCCCAGGUCACCGUCUGACCACUCUUCAACUCCAACAAUUCACUCAAUACUGUAUCUCCCAUCUUGAUACCAUAUUCCCACAAAUGGCUUCUUUACGUCAUUUCGAAACUAAAACCUCUCAUGGUGAUCUAGACUUGCUUUGCGCUUGGUCGGAUUAUCCAGCCGAUGGGAAACCUCUCACAGGUCAAGAGAAGGGAGGUGAAGGAAUGGAAUAUGAAGCUACUGGGAAAGGUGGUGGUAGGUAUAGAGAGUUAUGUGAGGAAGUUACGAGAAGAGUUGGGGCAAAGGUUUGGAAAAGAGGGUCGGUAGCUAUAAGUUUGGCUGUACCGAUUAGGUUGAUAGAUGAGGUUUAUGCUAAGGGAUUGGAAUGGUUAGGUGAUAUGGAGCCAUUCUACCAAGUCGAUCUUAUCCUCACACCCGUCUAUUCAUUCACAUACAAUCUCUUUCAUACGUCCUUCGGUCAAGUCCCACUUCUCCUCUCCAGUUCCUUACACCGAGCAUCGAAAAAGAUUCAAUGUCAUCCUGCCAGUCUUUGCAUCCGACAUUUACCUUACAUCGGUCUUCGUCCAAUAACCGUCAAACUCACCACGGACGUAUAUGAGCUAUGUCAAUGGGCUGGGUUGAAUUAUGAUCGAUGGUUAUCAGGAUUCAAAGAUGAAGAAGAUUUAUGGGAAUGGCUCACAACUCCUCCCGGUUGGGAAAAGGGGAUAAAACAAGUUCGUGAACGUCGAAUUCCUGAUGAAGAUGGAGAGACUAGUGGUUCUUCUUUCGAUACUGAUAAUUUCGUCAAAGGUAUAGGUGUCGACGACAAAGAUGGGAAUCACGUUCCUGUUUUAGUACACGCUUGGACUCAAAUGGGUAAAAGGAAAGUAGCGUACGAAAAAGAUUGGCAUAGAGAUGCUGAUACUAUCAUGCCUCGUUUCGCCGCUUAUAUGUGUUCGGAAGGAAAUAAAUGGCAUCAACCUAUACAGAAGAAGAUCCGACGGACAAGUCAUGAUAAGGUCAAAGAUGUUGAGAAAUCAAACGUUCAAACUUCUUCCGAGCUUAAACCUCAAUCAAUUCCGAAGGUCAACAAUAGUCAAAACAUCGUUUCAUCGACGGGAGCGUGUGGAGCGGACGUGGUAGAGUCUGUCGAACAACAACAAGAGGUUGCUAUCACAACAGUUGAUGAAAGUCAAAAGAAGGAAGAAGCUAGGAAUGCUUCUCUUGUCGAUCCCGAUUCACCCGCUCCGUUGGACAGACACGUCCUCUCUGCUCUCGCCUACUUUGGAAAACAAGAAGUGUACGAUCUCGAAUUAGAGGAUAGAUGUCAGAAAGCCAAGGUGUUGGCUGGUCAACAACAAGAAAGGGUUUCAAGAAGGGAAAAACAUCAGGCCGAUGUAUUGUCGCAAAGUACCAGAUCGCCAGGGGCUAUAUCGGCUGGCCCGGUGGAUUCAGAUCCGGCCAGAGAGGAAAUGGAAGCCUCGACAUCAUCACAGGAUGGGAUGACUGAGACAAAAGCAACCGAGUCUUCCGAGGGAGUCACAUCUGAACAGGAGUCGGACAGAGAUGAUACAGUCAUUAGGGAGGGAGAGGAUAAGAAGGAAAGCAAGGAACAAGUGUCAGAGGAAGAAAUGGAGAUUGUUCAGUCAAGAGUAGGAGCUAUGCUUUCUCCCUGACUAUAUCUGGUAUGUUUCUUGAUGAUUUGGUUGAGUUACUUGUGGAUCUGAGGGACGACCUGGCGACCUAACGAUUUGACGACCCAGUAGUGUGAUGACUUGGUGAAUGAGCGACCCAACGACCUGACGACUUGACGAUGUGAUACGACGAUACGGUUUACGAACGACAUGAUG
Messenger RNA from Tremella mesenterica DSM 1558, 1854 nucleotides. RefSeq lists its product as uncharacterized. The transcript is spliced from 2 exons. Bases 1 to 1680 code for a protein of 559 amino acids. The record is from RefSeq and is a predicted model, not a curated record. NCBI's taxonomy places the organism in Eukaryota, Fungi, Basidiomycota, Tremellomycetes, Tremellales, Tremellaceae.